AUGUCGCUGAGCCCGUCACCCUCCUCAAAGCACCCGCCUCCAGCCGAGGUACAUGUGUCGGGGGUGAUCGAGUUAGGACCGGAAGCUCGGUUCGUCCAGAGUCCAGCGAAACGGGACGACGAAGGGGUAUCGGACUCCGCGGUGAUGUUCCGUUCGCCGGGGGAAGGGCAUCAAUUGACGAGGAGAAGGCGAGCAGUAGGGCGGGGGGUAGAGGGUCCCUCGUUGGCCCCUGGCUUGUGUAUUGAUACCUCUUUGGAGGAGGACGAUGAUGCUACUGCUACGCCACUGCCACCGACGAGCAAAAAGCAAGCGGAGAUGUUCAGUCUCGAUGAUACUGGUGGGCAUCUUCGACUGUCGCGAUUGAGCAAGGAGGGGCUUGACGCUACUGUUAUACUCGCCGAGAAGGACAUGAGCUGGCUCGGGGAGUCUCCCACCGACACCGAGAACAGCGACUGUGAUGAGGCCCAGGCGGCUGCUAGGGCAAGGAGCCCCACAGGGCGCCACUUCCACGUUUGGGAGGUGGGGGGGAAGACUGCCAAAAGGGGCGGCGACAGACCGAGACGAGAGGCGAGGAAGGAGAGGAAAGGCCGCGUUGUACAGCAGUUCAGGAGGGCUGUAUACGAACAUCAACACGCUGAAGAGCUAGCUAAGAGGAAAGUGUUGAUGGAAAGUCUCUCCUCAUCUGCUGGGGUGGUAGAUGUGAUUAACUUGAAAAAAGGAGAAUCUGUGAAGUCUCGUAUGCCCACGAUGGUGCAGGGUGGCUGGGUACGGGGAAAGGCGCUCGGAUCGGGCACAGCAGCAACUGUGUACCUUGCCAAGAGAUCCGUCGAUGGUUUUCUAUUCGUGGCGAAAGAAGUUCCACUGCCCGGAAAGGAUCUACUGUGGAGCGACCUGUCCCGUGAUAUGCGUAGAGGCUUCGGAAAACGAGAGUGGGAGGCGACGGCUGUUGUUGACUCAGGAAACGAGGCUAUUGUUCUCUCCAGAGCUCGCCACAUUGAAGGAGUUGUGGAGUUCUUUGGCUGCGAGAUUAUCGCCGACAAGUUUUACAUUUAUAUGGAAUACCUCGGGGGAGGCACACUGGCGUCGUUGGCACCAUCAUCACCAUCAAAAAGGCUCCCAGAGCGACAGGCUGCGAGGUAUCUUCGAAAAGUGUUGCGGACAUUGCAGGCCCUGCAUCACGGUUCGGGAGGGCUGAUGGGAUCUCGGGAAGGGAUGGUAUUGGCCCUCGAAGAUAGGGGUCAGCUUAUCACACCGAUCAUGCACAGAGAUGUUAAAGUUAUUGGCUUCGCUCCGCUAGAGUCUACAUUCACGAGAGAGGGAGAGGCUGAGGGACAGAGCGGUGUUGUUAUGGAGUCGUCGUUGUCAACGUCGGAAGUGUUGCAAGCGAAUUCAGCGGAGCGAAGAUAUGCUGACCCGCAAUUCUUCUUUAAGUCCAUGAAGGGGACUCUGUUGUGGAUGGCACCAGAAACCUUGGGAGGCAGCGAAUACUCGGCAAAGGUUGACGUAUGGUCAAUUGGUUGCCUGCUCAUCGAGAUGGUAUGUGGUCGAGACCCUUGGAAGGAGUUUGAUAACGAGAAGCUGUACAAAGAGACCCCGAAGCUCGACCGACUUGCGCUGAGCUCCUCCAACACCCCUUUAUAG
Molecule: messenger RNA, 1641 nt
Organism: Perkinsus marinus ATCC 50983
Lineage: Eukaryota; Perkinsozoa; Perkinsida; Perkinsidae
Exons: 14
Coding region: 1-1641 (546 amino acids)
Biological process (GO): protein phosphorylation
Molecular function (GO): ATP binding; protein kinase activity
Source: RefSeq, a predicted model, not a curated record